Molecule: messenger RNA, 1730 nt
Organism: Pelagomonas calceolata
Lineage: Eukaryota; Pelagophyceae; Pelagomonadales; Pelagomonadaceae
Source: the annotation of a GenBank genome assembly
GCGCAGACUCACAGAGGCGCGCACGGCUCUCUCCUCGACGUGCCAAACAACGCUAGCGAAAGCGCUGCGCCGCGCGCCGCCUCAAACCCCCAAAGUGCUGGCUGCACCUGCCACCAUGGCUCUCUCCGCGCGGCGCCUCGCGCGCCUCGCCCGCGCCGCGGCCCGAGGAAACAAAACGGCUCCCGCCGCAAGCCGCUGCUUCUCCGCCGAACCGAAAAAGGAAGAACCCGUGGAAAAGACGUCGUGGGGCGGCCUCGCGGACCAGGACCGCAUCUUCACGAAUUUGUACGGCGAGCAGGACUGGCGCUUGGUCGACGCUUUGAAGAGAGGCGACUGGCACAGAACAAAAGACAUCCUGUGGAUGGGGCCCGACUGGAUCGUCCAGGAGAUGAAGGAUAGUGGCUUACGAGGCCGCGGCGGCGCGGGCUUCCCCUCCGGCCUGAAGUGGUCCUUCAUGCCCAAGAACAGCGAUGGCCGGCCCCAGUUCCUCGUGAUCAACGCCGACGAGAGCGAGCCGGGCACGUGCAAAGAUCGCGAGAUUAUGCGCAAGGACCCCCAUAAGCUCGUCGAGGGGUGCUUGAUUGCGGGCUACGCCAUGCGGGCUCGCGCCGCUUACAUCUACAUUCGCGGGGAGUAUUUUAAUGAAGCGAUGGUCAUGGACGAGGCGAUCCACGAGGCGUAUGCUGCUGGAUACUUGGGCAAGAACGCGUGCGAUAGCGGGUAUGAUUUCGACAUUUAUCUGCAUCGUGGUGCUGGUGCUUAUAUCUGCGGCGAGGAGACGGCUCUUAUUGAAUCUUUAGAGGGUAAACAAGGCAAGCCUCGGCUCAAGCCGCCGUUUCCCGCGAACGUCGGCGUGUUUGGGUGUCCCACCACCGUAACAAACGUCGAGACCAUCGCCGUGGCUCCCACGAUUUUGCGAAGGGGCGCGUCCUGGUUCGCGUCGUUCGGAAGGCCCAACAACCGGGGCACGAAGCUCUUCGCGAUUUCGGGCCACGUGAACAAUCCCAUAGUGGUGGAAGAGGAGAUGUCCAUUCCCUUCCGGGAGCUCAUCGACAAGCACUGCGGCGGCGUUAGGGGUGGCUGGGACCAAUUGCAAGCCGUGAUUCCCGGCGGGAGUUCGGUGCCCGUCUUACCGAUCGACGAGUGCGAAGAGGCGCUCAUGGACUUUGACGACCUGAAGGCGCGCGGGAGUGGGCUGGGCACGGCCGCCGUGACGGUCAUGGACAAGUCCGUGGACAUGAUCGCGGCGAUUCGUAGACUGUCUCAUUUUUAUAGACACGAGUCGUGCGGCCAGUGCACGCCGUGUCGCGAGGGCACGGGGUGGUUGGAGACUUUAUUGGAACGCAUGGAGGUCGGCGACGCGGACGUGAGGGAAAUCGGCAUGCUCGACGAAGUCUCGCGCCAGAUCGAGGGCCACACGAUUUGUGCAUUGGGCGACGCGGCGGCCUGGCCCGUCCAAGGUUUAAUUAGACGCUUCCAGCCCGUGAUUGAGGAGCGCAUCGCGAACCCGCAGGGUUUUGAUUUUGAGGCGCACUUCCAGCACGCGUGGUCCGGCGAGGCCUUCGCCAACGCCGACUGGACGAAGGAGUUCGGCGGCGGCAAGGACGUGCUCGUGGACCCGGGGCUCACGGAGGGGCCGCUCGCGGACAAGCCCAUCAUCCGGCCGGCGGAGCCAAUGCACCUGCACUGAUUUAUAUAUAUCCUCUCCUCCUGGGUAAGUGUUUGCCUAU